Messenger RNA from Psylliodes chrysocephalus, 1997 nucleotides. The record is from the annotation of a GenBank genome assembly. NCBI's taxonomy places the organism in Eukaryota, Metazoa, Arthropoda, Insecta, Coleoptera, Chrysomelidae.
CUGUUUGACUAAUGAAUAUAGACCCCUUUCAAUUAAUUGAGAAAAGAAGACUUUUUGAUAUAUGACAGUCUUGAUGAUGACACUCGAUGACAGAUUUUUUAACCUAAAAAGAAAGUUAAGUUUUUAUUAGGUGUCAUUUUAUAAACAUUUUAACGAUAAACUAAACAUAACACAUUACUUAUAAAUAAUUUUACUUCAUCGUUUAAAGGCAUUAAUUAAAAUGGCUGCUAAAAUCAACAUAAUUGACCCUCCGUCAUCGGCAAGUUCAGAUAGCGACAUCGGCGAAACAAAUGCAGAUUUUUCGGAAGUGUUUCCUGACAUAGAAGCUGAAGAAGAGAAAAGCGGGGAUUUUUAUCACACUCCAGCUUCUCCUAUAACAGUUCCUUAUUGUCCAAGACCCCCUUCAACAGGAUCUCAAAAAUCUCCCAGAUCUAGACGACAGAGGACAACAUCUCUAAAUCAACAAACGACAAAACCUGUUACAGACUCAAUUAUCAGAACUCAACACAGAACAAUUUAUACAGCUGGUAGACCACCUUGGUAUAAUAGUGUUGGACAGAAAGUUGAACCCUUUGUUAUUGGAAUAUGUGGUGGCAGUGCGUCAGGAAAAACAACAGUUGCCGAAAAAAUAAUCGAGUCUCUGGGAGUUCCUUGGGUCACGUUACUUAGCAUGGAUUCGUUCUAUAAAGUAUUAAAUGAAAAACAACAUAAUAUAGCAGAUAGAAAUGAGUACAAUUUUGAUCACCCAGAUGCUUUUGACUUUGAUCUGUUAAUCACUACCUUACAGAGGCUUAAAGAAGGUAGAAAAGUUGAAGUUCCUAUUUAUAAUUUCCUGACACAUGCUAGGGAAUCUAAAACAAAAACAAUGUAUGGAGCAAAUGUCAUAAUAUUUGAAGGUAUUCUUACUUUUCACAAUUCAAAAGUCAAUGAAAUGUUGGACAUGAAAAUAUUUGUCGACGCAGAUCCUGAUGUAAGAUUGGCCCGUCGUUUAAGAAGAGAUAUUAGUCAAAGAGGCAGAGACUUAGAUGGAGUACUUAAACAAUAUACGUCGAUGGUACAACCUUCAUUUAACCAUUAUAUUUUGCCAUUAAUGAGUCAUGCUGACAUUAUAGUUCCUAGAGGUGGCGAAAACGAAGUAGCUAUUCAGUUGAUAGUACAACAUGUCCAGACACAGCUACAAUUGCGUGGUCUCAAACUUCGAGAAGAACUGGCUCAAGCAUAUACAGUCAAUAAACAAUUUAAAAUGCCCAGGCCGGAUACAGUUCGACUUUUACCUACUACUCCACAGAUUCGUGGUUUACACACGUUUAUCAGAAAUAAGGAUACACCUAGAGAUGAAUUUAUAUUUUAUAGCAAAAGAUUAAUAAGGUUAGUUAUAGAGUACACACUGUCUUUGAUGAGCUUCGUAGAUAGGACAAUUGAGACACCACAGGGAUUACACUACCAUGGUAAGAAAAUGGCGACGAGUAAACUUUGUGGCGUUUCAAUCCUAAGAGCUGGGGAAACAAUGGAACAAGCUGUAUGUGAUGUAUGUAAAGAUAUUCGAAUAGGUAAAAUAUUGAUCCAGACUAAUCUUCAAACAGGAGAACCAGAGCUCUAUUACCUAAGACUGCCCAAAGAUAUCAAAGACUACAAAGUAAUUCUAAUGGAUGCAACAGUUGCCACUGGCGCAGCCGCCAUGAUGGCAAUCAGAGUUUUAUUGGAUCAUGACGUUCUAGAAAGUAAUAUCCUUAUAGUUUCUUUGCUGAUGGCAGAAUCAGGAGUGCAAUCUAUAGCCUAUGCCUUUCCAGAAGUACAAAUCGUUACCACGGCCAUAGAUCCGGAAAUUAAUGAUAAGUUUUAUGUACUACCAGGAAUUGGAAAUUUUGGCGAUCGAUAUUUUGGUACAGAACCAUCAUCGGAAAAUGAAUUGUAAAAGAAAAUUUAUGUGCAUUUUUAAAUAUACAUAUUAAUUUUUUUAUGUAAAUAGGUGUUAAAAUAAAGUGUGAGAUUUGAAG